AAUUCUGCAAGUGGUUCUGAUUCACUAUCGCUGUAUUCUAGCUGGUCUAAAAUCGCUUUUGACAUAAAGGGACGCUUUUUGGACGCCAUGGGCUUUUCUAACUUUCCAGGCAGAAAGAACAGUAAAAAUGCAGGCAGGGCACAGGACAAAGCAGUAGGGACAAAAUGUAUGUGAAAUGGCUUGAAACUUGAAUGUCAGUUUGUAAAAUGUUCAAAUUUCCCGCCGGUUCCGGCCCCCAUACGUGCCGUAUGUCCCGACGCUCACAGGGACCGGAACCCAAAAGACGGAUGCUGGCAUCGGCCGGAGGAGAUGGCCGGGAUUGCUGCAGGGGACACAU
Molecule: messenger RNA, 337 nt
Organism: Staurois parvus
Lineage: Eukaryota; Metazoa; Chordata; Amphibia; Anura; Ranidae
Source: the annotation of a GenBank genome assembly